CUUGUUGUGUUUUUGUCCCUCAGAUCGUGUUUACUUUUAUGAAGGGAGAUAUUAUUCAGUUUUGGUUUUUAUUUAUUCAUUUUGUGCUCAGUACUUCAUUCUGUUUUUGUAACGUAUUUUAAAAACUGAAAAUGUAUUGAUUUUAUUGUGAUCAUUCUUUACUAACUGCUGUGGUAAUAAAAGGUGACUGAUGUUUGCUUUGGAUUACUCGGAACAGGUUGGAGCAGUUUAUGGUGGAGAGGAGUAUUAAGACGGCCUUGAUUUGUGACAAGUCUGUCUGUGAUUGGUUGGCUGGUGUGUUUACCGGAGGCCGAGCUGUUUCCUUGUUGUUGUGUAAGAAAAAGGGGGCGGAGCUGUUCAUGUAGUUCUCACACUGACUUUUCAGAGUCCAAACAAGGACAGGAGCCUGGACUUUCUUCACCAACAACAGUCAAAGAGCGAACAUGAACGGGUUUGAACCUCCAGACUUCACUCCUGAAUCAGGACCUUCAGACCCAAAACAUCAGGUGCUCAGACAGAACAUGUGGUCUCCUGGAUCCAGCUGUUUGUCCAUGAUGAGCGACUUGUCCAAACCAGAACCUCCAGAUUUCAGCAUUGAACCUGGACCCUCACAAAGUCAACAGCUGAGAAAAACAGACCAUUCUUCAGUGUCCAGCAGCCUGUCUCUGAGGAGCAACCUGUCCAAACCUCAACCUCCAAAUUUCAGUUCUGAACCUGCAGCGUCAGACACAGAAAAAAGUCUUGAAAAGAUUAGACAAUCUGGAGCUGAACUGCAAACAGUCACUCAGGGCAGAACUGAUCAAUCAGAUUUUGAACUGCAGGAGCUUUUGAAAGAGCAUAAAAUCAAUUUAGGCAGCCAAAGCAGACAUACAUCCCAAGGAACUGAUGAAACAGGAAGUGGAAUACCCCUGAACAGGAUCUACACUGAGCUCUACAUCACAGAGGGAUGGAGUGAAGAUGUCAUCAACCAACAUGAGGUGAGGCAGCUGGAAACAGUCUCAAAGAUCAGCACCCACCAUGACACUUUAAUCAAGUGUCACGAGAUCUUCAGAGCCUUUUCUGACCAACAUGGAAUCAUCAGAGUGGUGCUGACAAAUGGCGUCGCAGGCAUUGGAAAAACCUUCUCAGUGCAGAAGUUCACUCUGGACUGGGCCGAGGGCUUGGAGAACCAAGACAUCAGUGCUGUGGUUCCUCUUUCAUUCAGAGAGCUGAACUUGAUCAGAGAUGAGCAGCACAGUCUCCUUACCCUCAUUCAAGUUUUCCAUCCAAUAUUCCAGAGGAUUCCUGCUGAGCAGCUGGCUACCUGUAAACUACUGUUUAUCUUUGAUGGUUUGGAUGAAAGCAGGCUUUCUCUUGACUUCAGCAACAGUCAGGUGGUGUCUGAUGUAACACAGAGGUCGUCAGUCAAUGCACUGCUGACAAACCUCAUCCUGGGACAUUUGCUUCCGUCAGCCCUUGUCUGGAUAACGUCCAGACCUGCAGCUGCCAACAAAGUCCCUCCAGCAUCUGUUGACAGGCUUACAGAAGUACGAGGCUUCAAUGACUCCCAGAAAGAGGAAUACUUCAGGAAGAGGUUUGAAGAUGAAAGAGUGUCAAGCACCAUCAUAUCUUACAUCAAGAGCUCCAGGACCCUUCACAUUAUGUGUACAGUACCCAUCUUCUGCUGGAUUUCUGCUGUGGUUCUGGAGUACAUGAAGACCACAGAGCAGAGAGGAGAGCUGCCCAAGACCCUGACUGACAUGUACUCACACUUCCUGAUGGUUCAGACACUGAGCAAGAGGAAAAAGUACCAGCAGAGACAUGAAACAAGUUUGCAAGAGCUGACAGAGGCUGACAGAGACAUCCUGCUGAAGCUGGGGAAGCUGGCCUUUCUACAUCUAGAUAAAGGAAACAUCAUGCUCUACCAAGAAGAUCUGGAGCAGUGUGGUCUGGACGUCACUGAGGUCUCUGUGUACUCGGGAGUUUGUACAGAGAUCUUUAAACGAGAGAAUGGGAUCUUCCAGAAACCAAUCUACAGCUUUGUUCAUCUAAGUGUUCAGGAAUUUCUUGCUGCAGUCUACGUGUUCUAUUGUUACACCAACAAAAACACUGAUGCUGGAAACUUCCUGAAAGGUCAAAUGUGCAGUUCAUCUCUGGAGGUGUUUUUGAGCAGAGCCAUGGAGAAAUCCCUGCAGAGUAAAACUGGCCAUCUAGACCUGUUUGUACGCUUCCUUCAUGGCCUCUCUGUGGAGUCCAAUCAGAGACUCUUAGGAAGCCUUCUGGGUCAGACAGAGAACAGUCCGGAAACCGUCCAGUCAGUCGUAAGCAACCUGAAGAAGAUGAGCAUUGGCGAGAUGUGUCCUGACAGAAGCAUUAACAUUUUCCACUGUCUGAUGGAGAUGAAGGACACAACAGUUCAUCAGGAGAUCAAAGAGUUCCUGAAGUUGGAAAACAGAUCUGACCGGAGACUCUCAGAGAUCCACUGCUCAGCUCUGGCCUACAUGCUGCAGAUAUCAGAGGAAGUUCAGCUCAACUUGGAUCUCAACAAGUUCAACACAACAGAUGCAGGUCGACUAAGACUGAUCCCAGCCAUUAGGAACUGCAGAAAGUUCAGAAUUUCAUGGUGUAAACUCUCAGACAGUCACAGUGAAGUUGUAGCUUCAGCUCUGAAGUCCAACCCGUCCCAUCUGAGAAAACUGGACCUGGCCUUGAAUAACCUGCAGGACUCGGGAGUGAAGAUUCUGUCUGCAGGACUUGAGAGUCCAAACUGUAGACUGGAGAGUCUAACCUUUGAGACAUGCUUUCUGCCACAGCAAAGCUGUGCCACUGUGGUCUCAGCACUGAUGUGUAACACAUCACAUCUGGCAGAACUGGACCUAAGCUGCAACAAGCUGCAGGAUUCUGGAGUCGAACAGUUGUGUACAUUGCUGAGGAACCCCCACAGCAAACUGAAGAAUUUGAGAUUGUCUGGAUGCAGUUUGUCAAAAACUAGCUGUGAUGCACUGGCCUCAGCUCUAAGGUCCAACCCAUCCCAUCUGACAAACCUGGACCUGAGAUACAACAACCUGCAGGAGGAAGAUGUUCAGCAGCUGAGGGAUUUAGUGGAAACUCUGAGCUGGCAGUCUCAAGAAGCAGAAGAUUAGCCUUUUGUCAGAAGAUGUGCUGGAGAACGAUGGAAGACUCAGAGAGCGUGGACAUAAAUUAUGACACUACAUUCCAAAGCGAUCUUUAAACAAAUCCACUGUCAAAAAAUGUCACAUGUACAGUUGAUGUGUUACAGCUCCAAUCUCUGGGUCUAUGGAGAACUGCAGUUUUUCCUUUCAUGCACUUUGUCAUACAUUUUUUCAACUUUUAUAAUUUACCUAAUUUUAAGCCUUUGUAUGUUUUUUUUAUAGGUGAGAUAACUAAAAGGAGGUGAUCCAGUUAGGAACAGUGCAAAAAGUAAAAAAUAUGUAUAUUUAAAUUGACAGAAUUAUUAAUAUGCACUAUAGAGCAUAGUGGAUUUUUUGUGCACAGUCAAUGAAUGGUUUAUUUCCUAACUUGUGUCAUACACCAAAGUACAAAACCCAUGGAGUGAGACAAAGGAGUCACAGAUAAGUCUGUCAGCCAGCAAAGGUUUAACUGUUCAUAUUUACUGUAGAACUUGUUUGUAACACACUACAUGUUAGUGACAUUAGCAUAUCUACAAUACCAGUAACUCUCAAACUUGUUUGCAACAGGUUUUAAAAAAAAAACAGACUGAAACAGCUAAAACUGAAGUUACUCUGACUCCGCUAACUCCCAAUCUUGUUCGUAACACGUAAAAACACACACACACACACACACAGUCCAGCACUGCUACACAUUAGCCGCAUUAGCAUAUUCACAAAACACCCAACCAAACAUUUUGACAGAACACUGUGUACCUCGAAAGUUCAUCAUUAGUAAGCACAACCAGAAUGAUGAUGCCACCAAACAUAAGGAGUACUAUCAUUAAAAAAAUAAAAAGCUUUAAAGUGUGCCUUAUCACAUGGAACAUACUGUAAUUUAGGAAAUAUCAAAGACUGUUAAGGGAAAAACAUGUGUACAGUUAGCAGAUCAGCUGGUACAGGUGCUAGCUGCUCAUUGGUUAAUGUUCAGAACAACGGCCUCACACUCAAAUGUCACUUUUUGACUCCCUUUACACUCAUUCACAGCUUAGUGAAGCUGGAAAUCACAGGCCAAGAGAAGGGAUAAUCUGCAAACAAAAAUAAAAAUUUUAGGCUUUCAAAACUGCUAACUCUUAGCUGUGGCGAGAGAUGUGUUGUUAAUGAUGAACUGAAUCUGUGACUAAAGGGAACUUCAGCAGAGUACAACUGCUGGUUUUGCUAGUCUGGGUCAUGCUCUGUUACAACAAGGAUCAAAGGAACCCCCAGUGGCCCCACUGGGUGUUAUCAAAUGUCCUUUUUCAGAGUCUACUGCCAUAUUUAUGUUAAACCUAGCUACUUUAAAGUGCACAAUGAUAUCAGGCUCUGCUGUUCUCCUCCUCUGUCUGUUCCUUUUUCCUAUGUCUAGCAUAAAGUACAACACUAGUAUAACAAGUUAAUGAAUUCAAGAUAUUUUUUCCUCAAAACGCACAAUGUUUAAAAUGUUAUUUGUAAAACCCUACAGGAAUCUGAUGGUAAACAAUGGGAAAAAGAGAACACUGUAACAGAAAAUGGUAGAACACUAUACAUAUUUUGUUGGGUUUUGACAAAACUAUAAAACACAUCUUAGUUUACUAAAUAAUUUUGUAGCCUUACUGGUUUGUUACAAAUGUUAAAGAGUUCUUUAUAGACUCAUAUGUGCCUAUAUGAAGAUAUUUGUUGACAUGUGUAUCAUUUAUUUAUUGAAAUCUCACUCCAAUCACUUUGAUUGGUUGGAAUAGCAUUCCCAGUGGUCUUUUGAUGAUGAUGAUGAUGCCACUUUAAAGCAGAAUAAAAAAACUGUCAUUUUUACCUCUGUAGAGCAGAAGGAGUUCCUCUUGUUUACACUCUCUCCCGCUAGCUUAAAGCCCCUCACAAAAAUGGUGCAGAAUGUUGGAGCUAUCCAGCCAUACAGUUUUGAUCCAAGUUCCAACUAAGACAAGAAAAACAAAGACGUUCAAGAAUGUAAUGCUGCCUCUUGGCCAGAACUAUCUUGGAAAAUAGUUUUUUUUUUUUUAAAUCUCAACUGGACCUUCCAGGAUAAAUAAAGGUUAAAUAAAAUUAAGGAAAUAAAAUAUUUGUCUUGAAGUAGAUGCAUCAGAAUGGACUGGAGCAGGGAGCUUGUUGGCCUCUCAGUGCAUUUUAUAUGUAACAAAUACGUAAGGGAUAAUACCCGAUGAAGUGUGCAUUAUGAGAAAUUAACGCACGACGCGG
Messenger RNA from Oryzias melastigma (Indian medaka), 5336 nucleotides. RefSeq names its product NLR family CARD domain-containing protein 3. Bases 444 to 3122 code for a protein of 892 amino acids. Gene Ontology annotation, molecular function: protein binding. The transcript is spliced from 10 exons. NCBI's taxonomy places the organism in Eukaryota, Metazoa, Chordata, Actinopteri, Beloniformes, Adrianichthyidae. The record is from RefSeq and is a predicted model, not a curated record.